Osmia lignaria (orchard mason bee) is the source of this 4259-nucleotide messenger RNA. The record is from RefSeq and is a predicted model, not a curated record. Lineage: Eukaryota; Metazoa; Arthropoda; Insecta; Hymenoptera; Megachilidae.
UCGAAGCUGUCGAUGUUUCACGAUAAGGGUGCUUCGCGAGGAAAACUGUAAACGACGAUCGACCCUUUGGUCGGUAAACUGAAAGCAAAAUGACCACGGAGGAAACGGAACCCUUAAUUCCCUCCAAAGUGUCGACUCCCUAUGGGAAUAAUAAACUACAAUCCGUCUCGUACAACGCGAUCUCGUUGGAAGGAACGAGUUCGACGUCGUUCAAUUUGAAGCCCAUCUUGCGUGGUUCGAGCGGAACGGUAACCCCGUUAACGUCGGCGACGAUACCGAGCCGUUCGGAAAACGAAUCGAUUACGUAUACUUGGAGCGAUUUGAACGUGUACGUUGCGAGGAGGAACGAGAAAAUGUGGGAUGCUUUGUUCAAGAGGAAGAGACCGAUCGAGCAAAGGCAUCUGUUAAAAGAUGUGUGUGGUGUAGCUUAUCCCGGUGAAUUAUUGGUGAUUAUGGGCUCCUCUGGUGCCGGUAAAACGACUUUACUGAACGCUCUAACGUUCCGUUCGGGUCGCGGGGUGACCGUGUCCGGUGUGAUGGCCGCGAACGGAAAGAGGGUGUCCUCCACGAUACUGACAUCGAGAACCGCAUACGUGCAACAGGACGACCUGUUCGUCGGCACUCUAACCGUGAAGGAGCAUCUUCUGUUUCAGGCCAUGGUACGGAUGGAUCGAAAAAUCCCCAUGGAACAACGAAUCGAUAGGGUGAAUCAAGUGAUCAAUGAGCUCGCUUUAACGAAAUGUAGAAACACCGUGAUCGGACAACCGGGACGCAUCAAGGGCCUCUCCGGAGGCGAGAUGAAAAGAUUAUCCUUCGCGUCGGAAGUUCUUACCGAUCCACCGUUGAUGUUCUGCGACGAACCGACCUCGGGUCUCGAUUCUUUUAUGGCGCACCAAGUGGUCUCUGUGUUGAAGGCAUUAGCUGCACGCGGCAAGACGAUCGUCGCUACGUUGCAUCAACCCUCCUCGGAAUUGUUCGCCCUGUUCGAUAAAAUCCUGCUGAUGGCCGAGGGAAAGGUAGCCUUUAUGGGCACAGCGUCGCAAGCUUGCGCUUUCUUCGAGUCGCUCGGCGCCGCUUGCCCAAGUAAUUACAACCCGGCGGAUUAUUUCAUUCAACUGUUAGCGGUUGUGCCGGGUCAGGAAGCGUCGUGUCGCCACGCCAUAAACACCGUGUGCGACGCCUUCCGGAAGAGCGAUCACGGUAUUAAAAUCGCGCUCGAAGCGGAAGCGGUGAACGGGGAAUUCGAGGAUUCCCUCCGAAACUCCAAGCACCCGGAGUCACGUUCGCCGUACAAAGCAAGCUGGUGCGAACAAUUUCGCGCGGUUUUAUGGCGGUCCUGGCUGUCGGUGAUCAAGGAACCGAUCCUCGUUAAAGUUCGUCUCCUGCAGACUGUCAUGGUGUCGCUGUUGAUCGGAAUCGUUUAUUUCAACCAGCAGCUCGAUCAGGACGGUGUAAUGAACAUCAACGGUGCUCUAUUUAUAUUCCUCACCAACAUGACCUUUCAGAACGUCUUCGCCGUGAUCAACGUUUUCUGCGCGGAAUUGCCGAUAUUUCUACGCGAGCAUCGAAACGGCAUGUACCGUACCGACGUGUACUUCUUGUGUAAGACACUCGCGGAAGCGCCCAUCUUCGUAGCUGUGCCACUGCUGUUCACCAUGGUCGCCUACCCUAUGAUCGGACUGUAUCCAGGGGUUGAUCACUUCUUCGUUGCUGUUGGUAUCGUCGCUCUGGUUGCUAACGUUUCUACUUCUUUUGGCUACCUGAUAUCCUGCAUCAGCAAUAAUUUAUCCAUGGCGCUGUCCGUUGGUCCUCCAGUGAUAAUACCGUUUCUAUUGUUCGGUGGAUUUUUUCUGAACACAGCAUCCGUUCCGUUCUAUUUCGAAUGGUUCUCCUAUCUGUCUUGGUUUCGCUACGGUAACGAAGCUCUGCUUAUCAACCAGUGGUCCGAAGUGGAAUCCAUAGCGUGUACGAGAAGCAACGCGACCUGCCCGAAAACUGGACGGAUGGUGUUGCAAAUGUACAAUUUUAAAGAGGAACAUUUCUACGCGGACAUCGUUUGCCUCUUCUCCCUGAUCGUCGCGUUUCGUUUCCUGGCCUUCCUCGCUCUGUUCUGGAGGACCCGGAGGAACUCUAAAUACGUCCUCGAUCAAACGCAUUUCCCUUAUUUCUAUACUCGUUGUACUUACUUUAUCGAAAUCGAGCGACUGGGUGGUGAGAAGCAUCGGGGACGGUAUUCAUUGUCAGUAAGAAUCUCGUUUGCGAAACGAUCGUACCGCUUCUCCCGAUCAUUUUUCAAAAUAACAAUGUACGCUUCGAAAGAAAGCGACGAUUGGUCUAAUAACGAGGAGAAUCGUAGGAGAAGAGAAACGAUCGACAACGUGACUCUGUCUUGGAGGGAUGUGUCCGUGUUCGCGAUGGAUCGCGGACGAAGAAGCGUGUGCAAACAAUUGAUCGACAACGUGCGCGGUAUGGCGAGAGCUGGCGAUGUGACAGCGAUAAUUGGUUCAAGCGGAGCUGGCAAAAGUUCGUUGAUGGCGGCGUUGGCUUUUCGCACCGGCACUGAACUUUUGGUACGCGGUGAUAUAAGAGCGAACGGGAUCCCGGUCGAUUCUUCGUACAUGAUGCAGAACAGCGGAUACAUGCAUCAAGAGGACAUGUUCGUGGAAACGAUGACCGUGAUCGAACAUCUUUGGUUUAUGGCUCGAAUGAAGCUUGAUGGAAAGACAGGAGUACAGGAUAUUCGAGGAACUAUUGAUCGAUUGGUGAACGAUGUCGGGUUAACUAGUAGAAGAGAUGUGCGAAUCGGUAAUGGCAUCGACGAUAAAUUGUUAUCUGGCGGAGAAAGGAAGAGGUUGGCCUUUGCUACGGAACUGUUAACGGAUCCAAAAAUCUUGUUCUUGGACGAGCCAACCACUGGACUGGAUUCCCAUUCAGCAAACUGUUUAAUUACCCAGCUGAAGAGUUUCGCGGCUAAAGGACGAACGGUACUCUGCACGAUACACCAACCAAGCUCCGCCAUAUUCGGUUCCUUCAACCGGAUAAUCUUGAUCGGCGAUGGACGAGUGGUGUUCGCUGGACAAAUCGAUCAAGCGAUCAAAUUUUUCGCAAGUCAAGGCUACGAGUGUCCCCGCAAUUACAAUCCUGCCGAUUUCCUGAUAGCAGUCGUGUCUUCCGGUUCCAAACACGAAGAUGGUCAAACGACCACGCGGAAAUUGUGCAAUUUAUUUUUAACCAGCGAGGCUUCCAACGAAAUCGAUUAUAUUUUUCGAAGGGAGAUCGAAUCGGUGAAUUCUUUCCAUCCUAGCAAGGAAUUACCUUUCAACGCUAAAGCUGUCGCGAGGAAAGGAUCGCGAUACUGCACGCGACUUUAUUGGUUGGUUUAUCGAGAUUUCCUGCAAGUGUUGAGAGAUCCAUCGGUACAAAUCGUCAGGAUACUUCAGAAAGUGAGCGUCGCGACGAUCGCUGGCCUCUGCUUCGUGGGCUCGGUGAAUUUCGAUCAGCUUGGAAUCCAGGCAACCCAGGGGGUGAUUUUUAUUUUGGUAUCAGAGAACGCGUUUUUCCCGAUGUACGCCACGUUAGCUUUGAUACCGCAAGAAUUGCCGCUUCUUCGAAGAGAAUACCGGGAUGGAAUGUACCCGGUUCAUCUGUACUACGUCGCUCGUCUGCUUUCUUUGGCAAGUAGAUUUCUGUAAUUAGUUGUAAAUGGUUUCUAUCGGUUCCUUUCAUUAGUCGGAUUGCAGAUACCCGGAUUGAUCGUAGAGCCGCUGUUAUUCGCAACGAUAAUAUAUUGGCUGGCUGGUUUGCGAGAAACGGUCGAAGCAUUUGGAUUGUCGUUGUUGGUUCUCCUGCUGACGAUCAACGUGUCUACCGCCUGUGGAUGUUUCUUCUCGACGGUGUUUGAAAACGUACCAUUGGCGAUGGCGUACUUGGUACCUUUUGAUUACGUACUUAUGAUCACUAUGGGUCCCUUCGUUAAGCUUGGAUCACUGCCAGUGUACAUCGGAUGGGUGAAAUAUAUUUCUUGGUUACUACAUUCUAGUGAAGCGCUUAGCAUUCUUCAAUGGAACGACGUACACAAUAUAUCUUGUGAAACAAUCGAUCCGGAAUUGCCGUGUAUCACCGAAGGAUUGCAAGUUUUGCAACGUUAUGACUUUGAUGAGGAUCACUUUUGGAUGGACAUGGUGCUAAUGGCAGUAAUUUAUCUUAUUUUUCAUGUACUGGCUUACGUUUGUCUUUGGAAUCGUUGCCGAUGGAAAUAA